ACCCUCACCCUAAACCAAUCAAUACCAUAUGCUCUAAACCAUCAACACCUUAUAACCUACCCAGAUACCAUAUACUCUAUACCAUCAACAACCUAAUACCCUAAGCAGUCGGUACCCAUUUCCUUUAACAUCAACACCUUAUACAACAAUCGUAUACCUAUACGCUGAUAAAAUUUUACAUUUUGAAAAUACUUGCCCAACUAAAGUACAUAGGUACUUCAAAAGUGAAAUUCUAACUUUCGUUUCAAAACAUAAAUUAAAAAAAUAUCUUCACUCAGUAUCCAAUCAAAAGCCUCUAAUUAGGCUACAAGAGGUUUGUUAUGUACGAGUGCAUUGCAUAAAGAGGGGCAAUCAGUGAGAGAGUGGAAUAGGGCAAUUAAUGAAGAGUUAAAUUGGGUGCGCUAUCAUUUACCAAAUCCCAAAAAAAGAUGGAACACAUAAUUAUGUUUGAAUUGUGUGAACUCAAGGCAUGAUCAGGAUUUUAGAAGCAGAAGCAGAUGAAAAUAAAAUAUAAAAUCAAGUAAAACAAAGAACCGCCACUGAGAUAGACAAUUAUCAAAGGCCCAGCCUAAUGACAAUCCGGAACUCAGUAUCUAUUAUCAACAAACUAGGUGCCAUGGGUCAUGUACAAGCCCACUUUUGAAUGUUAUUUAAAAGCCUACAAAAAUCAAUAAUCAGACCCAGUCCAACUAGAAUUAGUCCUAAACGCACCGUUAAUACAUAAACACAAAUUAAGGAGACCUCUCCAUCCGAUUCGAAUCAAAUUCUGUCUUCUUCAUCUUCUUCCUCAAUCCUCUGGGGCGAGACGGACACUACAUAUCAGGAAACCUUAAUUUCACCGAGAGAUAGAAGUUAUUUUGCAAAUGAUAGUAACGGUAAGACAAGAUGACAAAGCACUAGCGACAUGAACCCUAGGGUUAGCAAACCUCUUUCAAGGGUUCUUUUGCAAAUGAAAAGUUUGAUGAACACAAUAAUAUACAUGGUCGACGUAAUCGUGUUAGAAAGAGAUAGGUGAGUAAAUUCUGCCUGGAAAUAAAAUGGUGAGGAACAAAAUGUCGAUUUGUGGAUACAAAGAUUUGGGGUUCAAAAUGAUGAUUAUGUGAGGAUUUCAUAUAGGAUGGGGAUCUUCUCUUCGAAUGUGGAUACAUAGAUUUGGGGUAUGAAACAUGAUGAUGUUAGGGAUUUGAGACUGGAUAGGGAGCUAAAUCGAAUGUGGAUCAAAUAAUAAAAGGAUUUGGGUUUCGAAACGAUGAUUUUGUUGGAGAUUUCAGAUUUGAUAAGCAGCUUAUGAUCGAACUUCGAACUAAGAGGGGACCCUCCAAGACGAAUGAGGGAUCGUAGAAGGGAGACUGGAAAUUGGUUAGGGCGGCGAGUCGUAUCCACAGGGUUUAACCUCUUAAUCGAUAUAAUUAAACCGGGUACAGUUAGGUUGAAGUCCAAUGAAAAAAGCUUUAAUUCUUCGUGAUGCUUUUGGUAAUUUUCCUUGCCCCCGGUCUUCCGUACCCAGAAUUUUGCCCUGGGCACUCUAGAACUGCCCACAUAUAUAUAUCAUGCCUCCCUCCAACGCUGCGUUCCACUUUUCCCCUUCAGAAAAGACAAGCAACUUGGUCCUUCCAAUUCAAUAAUGCUCCCUCAAAUUGUGUCCCAUAAAAAUUCCGGCCCAAGACUUUUCUUUUGAAUUGUUGCGCUUUAGGUGCAGUUCAUGCUCGCCAUCUGCUACUUCCGAAAUCUACCUGGGUUGUCAUUUUUCUCAUCUUCGCCUAAAAACACACCAAAACUCUAAUACAAGAUGAUAAUGACUUUUCAACCAUUUCAAGGUUAGUCAAUCCUAAAACCAACAUUAUAUGUCUCAAACAUAUCACCAAAUAAUCACAUUAAGCACAUAAUAUCAAUAUGUUCUUGACAAUUAUGACAACCCCACACUCAAUACUUGCUUGUCCCUAAGCAACAACUCAAAAGACACAAACACAUAAGUAUAACCAUCCAUAACAAUGACACACCACAGACUCACCACUCAAACACUCAAAACAAAACAAAAUUUUCCUUGUACUCUUGUUGUAAUCAGUAGUUUCUUUCUUAAAGGACGAGUUGUGCUUUAUCAUACCUUUCACCCCACACUCAAGGUCUUGCAACCCUUUAACAUUGACGGACUCAAUUCCACCAAAUACUCAAUUAUCAAGCACUCAAUUUCGAUCGUCGGUAGUGAGUGAUUAACAACUUAUGGUGUAACAGUUAUUCGGAGAAUCUAACCACGUCAGUGAGGUGCAUAUCUCGUUAGGACAGUCUGGCUUACUCACAACAAUCAUAAGCAAUUAACUAAGCAUGAGUCUAAAAAACAAAUGGGGGAAGCUUUUAGCAAACUUGGUUUUUACUUUAAGCACAUCACUACCUUUCUGACAAGGAGAGGCUUUCUCUCUUUCUGAUUUUGCUUGCCGAGUGGUCGUAUUUAGUACAAGUGAGAUUUGUAUCUUACUACCUGCUUGACCUAUUUCUCUACGUCGGAGGAAGAUCUCUCAUCUGAUGACCCUGAACAAGAAGGAGUUGCUCUCGAUGUGCGACAGCAACAAAAGAAAUAAGAUUAAAAAAAAACACACACACACAGAACAGACCGGACGCAAAGAAAAGGGCCAUGAUGAUGAUCCUAUGUUCGCUUUCGCCCUGCCCCGAUGAUGCGCUCCUAGCUCGCGGAGUUACAUACCAGAAAAAGAAUCUCUAUUACUUUGAGAAGAGAAUCGUUGGUUUGAUCGACGAACUACGUGGGAAAUACGAGAUCCUUAGCAUUGACCGAUAGUUUGCCUCUCUUUUUGGAAUCAAUUGGUUGAUUGAGUUUUGUUAGCUAACAAAACCACCCAUUAAUGAUGUUGUUUCCAGCCAAAUUAAUACGUUAGAGCUCAUAUACUGUUGGGGGUAUUAUGAGCGAGGCCCAAUGGGCGGCGGUUUGGGCUUCCAAGUAACAGAAUUGGGGGGCAAGGCCCAAGCAAGGUGGGGGACACAUGAAGACAAGGCACUAGAAGCCAAAGGAGGUCAGGCUGUCAAGAGAGGCCAGGCUGUCAAGUGGUCCAUCGUCUGCGGGCGCCUGUCACGUGCCAGAAGCCUGACAAGGCAGUUGGGAUAUCUGACCAGAAUAGUACAAGGCAUUAAAUGGAGAUAGUGACGUGGAGGAGAUCAACCUCGAACUCUGGUGAGUAUAAAUAGGGGCAGUUGGUAGCAUUUACACAGGUGGGGUUUUCUCUCACUAAACUCUAGCUUUGAGACACUUCUCUUUCUAGAAACUAACUUGGGCGUCGGAGGAUUAACGGGCCCAGGCGCCCCCUCUGUGUUCGUGUGUGUAGACAGGCGCCCUGCCGUAGUGGGUUCGCCGUACUGGGGUAUCGCGUCUCAAACAAUUGGCGCGCCAGAUAGGGGAAUUAUAACCAGGAGUCAUGAGUGAAGAGGCUCCGAUGAAUGAAGAAAGAGAGGAAAUUACAGAGGAACAAUCGGAGGGGAUGAGAGGGCAGACGCCCGAGAUAGAUGAUGGCGAGGAAAGUGAUGGGAUGUUUCGGGGGUCUGAAGGCGCCUCGAUCACUAAAAAGGAACUGUUUAGGAUCAUCGAGGAUCAGGAUGAAGCGAUCGAGGCGCUUCGGCGAGAAGUGGACGUCUUGAAAAGGAGUGAAAGGAUGACGCCCAGCCCGACGAAGAAGAGGGAAAGAACGGCAGAAACGGAAAGUGAAUCCGGGUGUCUGAGGCGUCCAAGCUUGUGGCGCCCACGUGAUCAUGGAGGGCCGGAUACUAACGGGUGGAACGGAGGAAUUCUGGGGCGCCUAUCACGCCGAUGCCCCGUGAGGCAGCCCCUGGCACGUAGCAUACUGGAGGAGCCCGCAGGGACCAACAUUCCCCCACUUCCCACCUAUGACGGGACCGGGGAUCCCGAGGACCACCUUAACGGGUACUUCACCAAAAUGCAACUCUACAACAGCACAGACGCCACCUUGUGCAAAGUGUUUCCGUCCACCUUCUCGGGCGUGGUCCUCGACUGGUAUCACCAGAUCGAAGAGGGGCGCAUUGAUUGCUUUGAACAGUUUGCAGCGAUGUUUUUGGCAAAAUUUGCCAGCAGGAAGUGGCGCUCCUUGACCAUAGGCGCCCUGUUCAAAGUCAGGCAGAAGGAAGGAGAGGUUUUGAGAGAAUUUUACGAGAGGUGGCUAUCCGUGGCCCUAGCAGUGAAGGAUGCUCAGCCGUCAGUGUUGGGAGUGUGUCUGAAUGAGUGCACCACCAGCGAGGAGCUGUGUAGGUCGCUCACGAAGAGAGACGUGGUAUCCACGGAAGAUUUGGAUCACAGAGUGCAAAAAGUGAUCAUGCUCGAAGAAACACUGGCUGCUAGAGGGGCGGACAGGCGAAAGACAAGAGGAGAAGAAGUCGAGAUGACACGAAGGCCGUACCCCCCGAGCGGAUCAGGGUAUACGCCCGCAAGCCAUCCCCCGCCAAGGAGAGUUGAUGUGGGGCGCCCGGCGCCAAAGGGGGCUGGACACUUCGCUGAAUACAGCGACACUCUGAAGAACGUACUCCAGCACGUCAAGGAGAAGGGGUAUCAAAUCAGGUGGCCAGGCCCCAUGAGGGGAAAACCCAACGAACGGAACUUGGAUCGGUACUGUGACUUCCACCGUGAAGUGGGGCACCAUACGGCCGAUUGUUAUCAGCUGAAGACAGAGCUACGGGGCCUGGCCGACAGAGGGAUGCUUAACGACUUCAUCAAGAAGCCUGAAGAAAGAGUGCACCGGGCGUGCGUGGCUGGCGUGGUAAAAGCGAGGGAGGAGCUGCCACCCCCGCCCUACGACCUUGAUCAAGAGAAGGCACCCGAUCGCGUGCGUCUGACCAUCGAAGCCAUUUCGGGAACGAUGGACUUGAGGGAGAAGAUAGAGGCAAACCGCCGGUAGAGAGCGGCAUCGGCAGACGUGCAGGAGUCGAUCGAUAUCAGCUUCAACAAGGUGCCAGAAGAAGCAUGCAUGCUCCCGUCCAUGGACGCCUUAGAGAUACAAGGAGUAGUAGCCGGAUGCAAGGUGAGAAGGAAGCUUGUCAACACGGGAAGCUCCAUGGAUGUGUUGUUCAAAGAUACGGUGGUUCGCAUGCAACUAUCACCGGAGAUGAUCAGACCAUCGGAGUCUGUGCUAGUCGGGUUUUCAGGGGCGCCCGCCAGAGUAAUAGGGCGAGUGUGCAUGCCGGUCACCUUGGGAGAUGGGGAGCAAAGAGUGACGCGCGCCAUAGAUUUCGG
Linum trigynum is the source of this 5245-nucleotide messenger RNA. Lineage: Eukaryota; Viridiplantae; Streptophyta; Magnoliopsida; Malpighiales; Linaceae. The record is from the annotation of a GenBank genome assembly.